Molecule: messenger RNA, 8132 nt
Organism: Macaca mulatta (Rhesus monkey)
Lineage: Eukaryota; Metazoa; Chordata; Mammalia; Primates; Cercopithecidae
Source: RefSeq, a predicted model, not a curated record
GCACCCUCUUCAAAAACUGGGUCUGUGACUACAACAUAUUGCUGCAAUCAGGACCAUUGCAAUAAAAUAGAACUUCCAACUACUGAUCCCAAAGGAAUAUAAAAAUGAGGGCAACCUAUGUUAAUACUAGUGGAAUUAAUGGUAGAAUGCCACCCACAUGCCAACACUUGUGAGGAACUUCUGCAGUUCUGCAAUUUACAGUACAGAUGACACCAGACUGGUAAAGAAUAGGAUCAAUAACUAAUAAGAAAGGUUAGUCAUUGAAAAGUCCGACCAAUAACUUAGACGAGGGAUUGGGGGUGAGUGAGGGUACGGGGCGAACUCUCAGUUCCCUUUUAGGAAGCACCUGGCUUCAGUGCUCAGAGGAGCAGACACAGUUGCUCACUUUCCACUCAGAGUUGGUCCAGGCCUUGUGCUAAUUAAAGGAGGAAGCACUGCUGUAGCGCAGAAGGAAAAGGCCAGUCCUCCACCUGUUCAGCAUGAUAAUGCAGCUCUCCCGUGGUAAGGGUUGGUUAGACUACUAUGUCUUUGACUUUGAUGAAAGCAUCUGCAGUUAUAAUGUGACAAAGAAAAGGAUAAUUCCAGAAUUUCCCAUUUCCAUCAUUUGAGCUUGAAAUAUCUGAAUAGAGAUUUAUAAAACCUUGUGAAGAAGUCACCUCAUUUCUCAUGUUUCUAAUUACCAUAUAUAAACUUCUCAUUUCCAGCUCUAAGAUAAGCAAACAGCAAAACAUUACCAGUGAAGAGUUAGGAGCUCAAAAGAAGUAGUCUGAACUAGAUAGAUUAGAUGUCAUCCUAUGAAAUAGGUUUACCACAUGAUAGGGAGGAACUUUCAAACAGUCCAGGGUCUAUUUUCAGUUAUUCACUAUGAAAUGAGAACAUUUCACGGUUGUUAAAGGUUGCUUUCAGAAGAAAAGCCCAACUGAUGAAUGUUUUUAAAAAUGCACUAUUGAGAGCGAACAACAGACUGGAUGCCAUAAUUUUAUAGUCAAGUUUGGGACAAGCUUAAGAAAUUGUGUUACAAUUCAGAGAAAAGACAGUUGGUGAGCAUAUUAAGAGAUAUAGGGAACAGAUUUAGAUGAUCCAAUAUGCUUAUUAUCAGAAUUCCAGAAAAAGGCAUGAGACUAGAAAGAAGACAGAAUACCAGGCAAAAUUAAUGAAAAAAUAUUAAUCCAAACACAUGUAAUAAAAAGUAUCAGUUUCAAAAAUAAAAGAAUUAUAUAAGCAUUUAACACACAUAAACAUUGGUUACCUAUAAAAGGCAAAAAAAAAAAAAAAGUUCAGAUUUUCUGCUUAAAUAUCAGAGGGCAAAUGGAACAUUUUUGUAGUCACCUAAAAUUCUUUAAAUAGGCCAAGAUUUUUCAUAUACAAAGGCAACAGCCUUCUUGCCACAAGUUCAGUGUACAAGGACGCAUGGACUGUUCCUGAAGGAAAUUACUAGAAAUAGGACUCUGUAUGAUAAGAGAUUAAUCUACUGAAGAUCUCAAGAAUGGGAAAGAUGUGGUAUGAAAGAAAUGGUGGUAAGUAGUAAACCAGCAAGGCUCAGGAUGAAUGUCAGAAUAAUUGUAAUUUUCUGAAACAACCAGAAAAUUUUAAUUAUUAAUGGAAGUUACAAGAAAAUGAUCUGGACUUAAAAGUUCAGGUUAAGAUAGAAUAAAAAGUAUGCAAACUCUGUUAAAAAAAAAAAAAAAAAAAGAUAUGUUCUGCCUUUAAAAAAUUGGUGGAGCUAUUGGCUGGGCACGGCUCAUGCCUGUAAUCCCAGCACUUUGGGAAGCCAAAGUGAGUGAAUCACUUGAGGUCAGGAGUUCGAGACUAGCCUUGAGCAACAUGGUGAAACCUGUCUCUACUAAGAUACAAAAAUUAACCAGGUAUGGUGGCACAUGCCUGUAAUCCCAGCUACCUGAGAGGCUCAGGCAGGAGAACUGCUUGAACCCGGGAGGCGGAGGUUGCAGUGAGCCAACAUCAUACCACUAUACUCCAACCUGGGCAACAAGAGUGAAACUCUGUCUCAAAAAAAAAAAAAAAAAAAUUGGUGGAGAUAUAAAUACUAAAAUGUGAGUUGUUUGGGAGUGAUGAAGAUGUAUGUGUGUGUUUGUUUGUUUGUUUUGAUAUUUUUGUUUGUUUUUCCUGCUAUGAGCAUGUACUGGCCUUGGAACAAGAAGACAAGUCAAACACACUUUUAAAAAUAUAUAUGAUUUUUAAGGAGACGUUAAUGGGUAUUGUUACAGGUUAUUGGUAUUACUGACCUGAUGUGAUAAGUGGGGAAGGUACUAUGAUAUUGGUAGCAGCUGGCCUUGUAAUGAUGGCUGAAGAGUACAGAAGGAGUAAGUGGGUGCUGACAGAGCUGGUGUGCAUGAAAGGAGGCCUAGUAGGAGAAGACUGAAUGAUUCACUUGUUCUGGGUUUGAGCCCUAUAAACUGCUGUAAUGAGGCUCUUUGGCUAUGUGGUGGCAGUGGCCAGCUGCAGCAAUUGUGUAGGAUUAGGAAAAUGGGGGUUGCCACCUACAGUGUUUUUGUUGUUGUUGAUGUUUAUUUCACUCAAGGCCCUUUUUCAGUAAAGUCAUCACCUGGCCUUGGUCCCGUGGAACUGGCAGCUGUCAUUGCUGGACCAGUGUGCUUUGUCUGCAUCUCACUCAUGUUGAUGGUGUAUAUCUGCCACAACCGCACUGUCAUUCACCAUCGAGUGCCAAAUGAAGAGGACCCUUCAUUAGAUCGUCCUUUUAUUUCAGAGGGUACUACGUUGAAAGACUUAAUUUAUGAUAUGACAACAUCAGGUUCUGGCUCAGGUUUACCAUUGCUUGUUCAGAGAACAAUUGCGAGAACUAUUGUGUUACAAGAAAGCAUUGGCAAAGGUCGAUUUGGAGAAGUGUGGCGAGGAAAGUGGCGGGGAGAAGAAGUUGCUGUUAAGAUAUUCUCUUCUAGAGAAGAACGUUCAUGGUUCCGUGAGGCAGAGAUUUAUCAAACUGUGAUGUUACGUCAUGAAAACAUCCUGGGAUUUAUAGCAGCAGACAAUAAAGACAAUGGCACUUGGACUCAGCUCUGGUUGGUGUCAGAUUAUCAUGAGCAUGGAUCCCUUUUUGAUUACUUAAACAGAUACACAGUUACUGUGGAAGGAAUGAUAAAACUUGCUCUGUCCACAGCGAGCGGUCUUGCCCAUCUUCACAUGGAGAUUGUUGGUACUCAAGGAAAGCCAGCCAUUGCUCACAGAGAUUUGAAAUCAAAGAAUAUCUUGGUAAAGAAGAAUGGAACUUGCUGUAUUGCAGACUUAGGACUGGCAGUAAGACACGAUUCAGCCACAGAUACCAUUGAUAUUGCUCCAAACCACAGAGUGGGAACAAAAAGGUACAUGGCCCCUGAAGUUCUUGAUGAUUCCAUAAAUAUGAAACAUUUUGAAUCCUUCAAACGUGCUGACAUCUAUGCAAUGGGCUUAGUAUUCUGGGAAAUUGCUCGACGAUGUUCCAUUGGUGGAAUUCAUGAAGAUUACCAGCUGCCUUAUUAUGAUCUUGUACCUUCUGACCCAUCAGUGGAAGAAAUGAGAAAAGUUGUUUGUGAACAGAAGUUAAGGCCAAAUAUCCCAAACAGAUGGCAGAGCUGCGAAGCCUUGAGAGUAAUGGCUAAAAUUAUGAGAGAAUGUUGGUAUGCCAACGGAGCAGCUAGGCUUACAGCAUUGCGGAUUAAGAAAACAUUAUCACAACUCAGUCAACAGGAAGGCAUCAAAAUGUAAUUCUACGACUUUGCCUGAACUCUACUUUUUUCUUCAGAUCUGCUCCUGGGUUUUAAUUUGGGAGGUCAAUUGUUCUACCUCACUGAGAGGGAACAGAAGGAUGUUGCUUCCUUUUGCAGCAGUGUAAUAAAGUCAAUUAAAAACUUCCCAGGAUUUCUUCGGACCCAGGAAACAGCCGUGUGGGUCCUUUCUGUGCACUAUGAACGCUUCUUUCCCAGGACAGUUACAAAAUGUUGUGUAGUCUACCUUUAUUUUUUAUUAACAAAACUUGUUUUUUAAAAAGAUGAUUGCUGGUCUUAACUUUAGGUAACUCUGCUGUGCUGGAGAUCAUCUUUAAGGGCAAAGGAGUUGGAUUGCUGAGUUAUAAUGAAACAUUUCUUAUUAUUAAAGAAAGUGAUUUGCUCCUGGUUAGUACAUUCUCAGAGGAUUCUGAACCACUAGUGUUUCCUUGAUUCAGACUUUGAAUGUACUGUUCUAUAGUUUUUCAGGAUCUUAAAACUAACACUUAUAAAACUCUUAUCUUGAGUCUAAAAAUGACCUCAUAUAGUAGUGAGGAACAUAAUUUAUGCAGUGGUAUUUUGUAUACUAUUAUUGUUCUUUCACUUAUUCAGAACAUUACAUGCCUUCAAAAUGGGAUUGUACUAUACCAGUAAGUGCCACUUCUGUGUCUUUCUAAUGGAAAUGAGUAGAAUUGCUGAAAGUCUCUAUGUUAAAAACCUAUAGUGUUUGAAUUCAAAAAGCUUAUUUAUCUGGUAACCCAAACUUUCUCUAUUUUGUUUUUUGGAAGGGUUUUUGUGAUAUGUCAUUUGGUAUUCUGUUUUGAAAAUGCCUUUCUCCUACCAAAAUGUGCUUAAGCCACUAAAGAAAUGAAGUGGCAUUAAUUAGUAAAUUGUUAGCAUGGUCAUGUUUGAAUAUGCUCACAUCAAGCUUUUGCAUUUUAAUUGUGUUGUCUAAGUAUACUUUUAAAAAAUCAAGUGGCACUCUAGAUACUUACAGUACUUUAAUAUUUGUAGCAUACAGACUAAUUUUUCUAAAAGGGAAAGUUUGUCUAGCUGCUUGUGAAAAGUUAUGUGGUAUUCUGUAAGCCAUUUUUUUCUUUAUCUGUUCAAAGACAGUGUUAUUUUUUUAAGAAAUGAAUUACAUUUAAAAUUAGAAUAUGGUUAAUGUUAAAUAAUAGGCCUUUUUCUAGGAAGGCGAAGGUAGUUAAUAAUUUGAAUAGGUAACAGAUGUGCAAGAGAGUCACAUUUGUUAUGUAUGUAGGAGUAAACGUUCGGUGGAUCCUCUGUCUUUGUAACUGAGGUUAGAGCUAGUGUGGUUUUGAGGUCUCACUACAUUUUGAGGAAGGCAGCUUUUAAUUCAGUGUUUCCUUAUGUGUGCGUACAUUGCAACUGCUUACUUUACAUGUAAUUUAUGUAAUGCAUUCAGUGCACCCUUGAUAUUUGGGAGAGGUGGUAGCUAAAGAACAUUCUGAGUGUAGGUUCUUCUCCAUUUACAGAUGUUUUUGGUCAAAUAUUGAAAGCAAACUUGUCAUGGUCUUCUCACAUUAAGUUGAAACUAGCUUAUAAUAACUGGUUUUUAAUUCUAAUGCUGUGAAGUCUCUGCAGAGCUUUUACAGUUUUCGAAGUCCUUUUAUCACUGUGAUCUUAUUCUGAGGGGAGGAAAAACUAUCAUACCUGUGAGGCAAGACUUCGACUUUAUAGUGCUAUCAGUUCCCCAAUACAGGGUCAGAAUAACCGAUACAGUAUUUUGGUCAGGAAGAGAAAGUGGCCAUUUACACUGAAUGAGUUGCAUUCUGAUAAUGUCUUAUCUCUUAUACGUAGAAUAAAUUUGAAAGACUAUUUGGUCUUAAAACCAAAGUAAUUUUAGAAUGAGUGACAUAUUACAUAGGAAUUUAGUAUCAAUUUCAUGUGUUUAAAAACAUGGGAAAAAUGCUUAGAGAUUACUAUUUUGACUACAAAGUUGAGUUUUUUCUGUAGUUACCAUAUUUCAUUGAAGCAAAUGAAUGAGUUUGAGAGGUUUGUUUUUAUAAUUGUGUUAUAUUACUUGUUUAAUAAUAAUCUCUAAUUCUGUGAUCAGGUACUUUUUUUGUGGGUUUUUUUUUGGGGGGAGGGGGGCCAUUUCUAAGCCUACCAGAUCUGCUUUAUGAAAUCCAGGGGACCAAUGCAUUUUAUCACUAAAACUAUUUUUAUAUAAUUUUAAGAAUAUACCAAAAGUUGUCUGAUUUAAAGUUGUAAUACAUGAUUUCUCACUUUCAUGUAAGGUUAUCCACUUUUGCUGAAGAUAUUUUUUACUGAAUCAAAGAUUGAGUUACAAUUAUACUUUUCUUAACCUAAGUGGAUAAAAUGUACUUUUGAUGAAUCAGGGAAUUUUUUUAAAGUUGGAGUUUAGUUCUAAAUUGACUUUACAUAUUAUUGCAGUUAAUUCCUUUUUUGGCUAGGGAUGGUUUGAUAAAUCACAAUUGGCUAAUAUUGAAAAUGAAGGUAACUUAAAAGGUGGGAUGGAUCAUGAUUACUGUCGAUAACUGCAGAUAAAUUUGAUUAGAGUAAUAAUUUUGUCAUUUAAAAACACAGUCGCUUAUACUGCCCAUCCUAGGAUGCUCACCUUCCAAGAUUCAACUUGGCUAAAACAUCUUCUGGUAAAUUGUGUGUCCACGUUCAUUUUGUCAAUAGCCAGGAGGAAUGGGAAUGGGGAUGGGGGAAAUAUGAAUUAGUGGGGCAUAGACAUCCCUGGUCCAUCCUUUCUGUCUCCAGCUGUUUCUUGCAACCUGCUCUCCGGCUUGCUGGUCCCUGACACAGAGACCAUUGCCUCCCCCACAGCCUUUUGACUGAAGAGCAGCUUUGGAGACCUAGAGUAAAAUGGCUGAUGGAAGUUGUGGGGCAUAUUUCCAUUUCCUUUAGUCAUUAGAGGUAGCAGGGAGGGAUCUCUAAGUUUGGAGAUUGAGCAGAUGAGGCUUCGGAUGCCCCUGCUUUGACUUUAGCCAUGGAUGAGGAGUGGGAUGGCAGUAAGGUGGCUGCUGCAGUGGGAGUUGUGCCAGAAACAGUGGCCAAUUGUAUCCCCUAUAAGACAGGGUAAGGUCUGAAGAGCUGAGCCUGUAAUUCUGCUGUAAUAAUGAUAGUGCUCAAGAAGUGCCUUGAGUUGCUGUACAGUGCCAUGGCCAUCAAGAAUCCCAGAUUUCACUUAUUAUUACAAAAUGUAAGUGAUCACUUGGCGAUUUUGUAGUCCGUGCUUGAGUUACCUUUUUUUUUCUGUGUCUGAGAACUAUCAGAUAUAGGCUGUUUCGUAAAACAAGAUGGCAAAGAGAUCAUUAAAGUGCACAACAAAAUCACUAUCCCAUUAGACACGUCAUCCAAAGCUUAUUUUUAUUCUUGCACUGGAAGAAUCGUAAGUCAACUGUUUGUUUCUUGACCAUGGCAGUGUUCUGGCUCCAAAUGGUAGUGAUUCCAAGUAAUGGUUCUGUUAAUACUUCGGCAGAAAAUGCCAACUCAGAUACUUUGAGAUACUAAGGAUUAUCUCUGGACAUGUACUGCAGCUUCUUGUCUCUGUUUUGGAUUACUGGAAUACCCAUGGGCCCUCUCUCUUAAGAAUGCUGGACUUCUAGGACAUUAUGAUAUUAUGAUGAUUGUCAGUACAUUAAACUUUUAAAUCCCGUUAUGCAAUCUUGUUUGUAAAUGUAAACUUUUAAAAAUAUGGUUAAUAACAUUCAACCUGUUUCUUACAACUUAAAAGGAACUUCAGUGAAUUUGUUUUUAUUUUUUAAAAAGGUUUGUGAACUGAAUAUCAUGAACCAUGUUUUGAUAUCCCUUUUUCACGUGCCAGCGGAAUGGGGUGUUUGAUGUUUCUUCAUAUGUCAAGGAGAUGCUUCAAAAUGUCAAUUGCUUUAAACUUAAAUUACCUCUCAAGAGACCAAGGUACAUUUACCUCAUUGUGUAUAUAAUGUUUAAUAUUUGUCAGAGCAUUCUCCAGGUUUGCAGUUUUAUUUCUAUAAAGUAUGGGUAUUAUGUUGCUCAGUUACUCAAAUGGUACUGUAUUGUUUAUAUUUGUACCCCAAAUAACAUCAUCUGUACUUUCUGUUUUCUGUAUUGUAUUUGUGCAGAAUUCUUUUGGCUUUAUCAGUGUAAUCUCUGCCCUUUAAGAUAUGUACAGAAAAUCUACAUACAAAUUUCCAUUUAAGUCGAAUGAUACUGAGAAGCCUGUAAAGAGGAGAAAAAAACAUAAGCUGCAUUUCCCCAUAAGUUUUUUAAAUUGUAUAUUGUAUUUGUAGUAAUAUUCCAAAUGUAAAUAGGAAAUAGAAGAGUGAUGCUUAUGUUAAGUCCUAACACUACAGUAGAAGAACGGAAGCAGUGCAAAUAAAUUACAUUUUUCCCAAGUGCCAGUGGCAUAUUUUAAAAUAAAGUGUGUAUGUUGGAAUGAGU